This is a messenger RNA of Oryza brachyantha (malo sina), 2000 nucleotides long. Its product is annotated as calcium-dependent protein kinase 17. Bases 284 to 1780 code for a protein of 498 amino acids. The transcript has 4 exons. Lineage: Eukaryota; Viridiplantae; Streptophyta; Magnoliopsida; Poales; Poaceae. Gene Ontology annotation, molecular function: ATP binding; calmodulin binding; calcium-dependent protein serine/threonine kinase activity. The record is from RefSeq and is a predicted model, not a curated record. Gene Ontology annotation, cellular component: cytoplasm; nucleus. Gene Ontology annotation, biological process: protein autophosphorylation; peptidyl-serine phosphorylation; intracellular signal transduction.
CAACGGACACAGCAGAAGAAUACCGUGACCUCUCCCUCUCUCUCUCUCCCUACGCACGCGGCCGAAUGCCUCCAGCUGGCGGAGCCUGACCUCGCCGCCGGCGACGAGCCUCGGCCGCCAGAGCAGCCGCGGAUUCAGUUGCCGAGCGGCGGAGCGGGUGGCUACCUACCAUGGAGGAGCUGCACUGAGGCGAGGUCUGGGAAGCCGUGAUUCGCCGGAGCCGGUGGAGAUUUAGCGGAGGGAGGGAGCUGCCGGGGUUUCCACCGUGUGGGACCUCCGGGCGAUGGCCGCCGUUGGCGGCGGCGGCGUCGGCGACGCCAAGUACAACUCGUACAAGGCGCCGGGCCUUCGCGGCGCCAUCCUGGAGGCGGCGCACGUCUCGUGCCUCGAGGACCGCUACGCGCUGGGGCCCCAGCUCGGCUGGGGGCAGUUCGGCGUCAUCCGGUCGUGCUCCGACAUGGUCACCGGCGAGGCGCUCGCCUGCAAAUCCAUCGCCAAGGACCGCCUGGUGUCCCCCGACGACGUGCGGGGCGUCAAGCUCGAGAUCGAGGUCAUGGCGCGGCUGUCGGGCCACCCCAACGUCGUCGACCUCAAGGCCGUCUACGAGGACGAGGCGUCCGUGCACCUCGUCAUGGAGCUCUGCGCCGGCGGGGAGCUCUUCCACCGCCUCGAGGAGCGCGGCUGCUUCUCGGAGCACGAGGCCGCCGUGCUGUUCCGCUACCUCAUGGAGGUCGUGGCGCAUUGCCACAGCAAGGGGAUCGUGCACCGCGACCUCAAGCCCGAGAACAUCCUCCUCGUCAGCAAGUCGCCGUCUUCCCCGAUCAAGCUCGCCGAUUUCGGUCUCGCCACCUACAUCCAGCCCGGUCGAAGCUUGAGUGGCAUGGUGGGGAGCCCAUUCUACAUUGCGCCGGAGGUGCUCGCCGGUGGGUACAACGAGGCUGCCGAUGUGUGGAGCGCCGGCGUCAUCCUCUACAUCCUCCUGAGCGGCAUCCCGCCAUUUUGGGGGAAGACCAAAUCGAAGAUCUUCGAGUGCAUCAGGUCGACAGAGCUGCGGUUUCCUUCCGAUCCAUGGGACAAGGUCUCUGAUUCAGCCAAGGAGCUAGUAACCGAGAUGCUGCGGCGGGAUCCUCGGCACAGGCUCACAGCCAUGCAGGUCCUAGAGCAUCCCUGGAUACAAGAACACGCUGACCAAUCUCAAGAUUCAUGUGGCCACUGCCAUGAGAUCAAUCUCAGAGGAGAAGACCAUGGCUCCUGCUCAUUGUCGACGCCGCCGGUGGCAUCGUGCAGCCGCGACGUGAGCUUCAAUGCCGGCGGCCCGGUCGCCUGCCAGAGCAUGUCCGAAGAAGCGUGCUCCCCCACGUUCGCCUGCAGAUCCUCGUUCUCGGCGUUCGUUGCCGAGAAUGCAUCAUCGUGCGGGCUCGCGGGGUUCUCCUUCGGCGGCGGCGGCGACGACGACAUGUUCCAGUCGCCGGUCGCGUCAAUGCCGAGCUUCUCCUUCUUCUCCGGUGAGCCUGACCCGUCUGCCUCGUCGGCACCGUCAGGUGACGCCUUGGGCGGCGAGAAAUCUCAUUGCCAAGCGGUGGUCGCCCUCGUCUCAUCCUCAGCUCCGAGGACGGCAAGGGCGAACCCGGCGCGCAUCAACAGCCGGAGGAACCACACCAUUGGCGCUGGCGAGCGCGAGCACCUGGACGUGGCCGUCGCCGCCGAGUCGGUCAUCCGGUGGGCGUCCUGCACCAACCUGUCGACGACGCACUCGCUCCGAGCCUCGCUGGUGUGCUAGCCAUUUUGCUUGCUUCUCCGGCAAGCCCUGUGAGAGUGUUGCUGUGGUCUCUUUCCUUUUGCUUCGCACCGCGACGCGAUGCGAGCUGGAAGAGACAGAGAGAGAUGAGUGAUGAGUUGAUGACUGAUGAGAUGAGAGUGUCAAUGGUAGAAUGUAACAUGGAUCUGAUCAUAUAUAUUGUUAUAGUAGAUUAAAAUACCGAGUAGUGUGCUUGACUUUA